Malurus melanocephalus (red-backed fairy wren) is the source of this 2747-nucleotide messenger RNA. RefSeq names its product alpha-L-fucosidase 1 (gene FUCA1). The record is from RefSeq and is a predicted model, not a curated record. The coding region runs from base 99 to 2648 and encodes 849 amino acids. The transcript has 9 exons. Gene Ontology annotation, cellular component: membrane; lysosome. Gene Ontology annotation, molecular function: G protein-coupled receptor activity; alpha-L-fucosidase activity. Lineage: Eukaryota; Metazoa; Chordata; Aves; Passeriformes; Maluridae. Gene Ontology annotation, biological process: fucose metabolic process; glycoside catabolic process; G protein-coupled receptor signaling pathway.
UGUUAAGACCUCUUCACCUCCACCUUUUUCAGAGCAUCUGAAGAAGUGCAGAAGGMAGCAGAAGGCUCUCUGUGAGCUCCCAGCUCCAGGUAACCACCAUGGAUACUUGCAGRGUACCCGAAAACGCCUCCAAGUGCAGCGGGAACACCAUGGAGUGCUUCAUGGUGCUCAGCACGCAGACACAGAAGAUAAGCAUYGGCAUCCUGUGCGGCCUCUUUGGGACAAUGUGCGUUUUUGAGAACUCCUUGGUGCUCUACCUGAUUUUYUCUUCCCCCGGGACCAGGAAAAAGCCUUCCUACCUCUUCAUCGGCAGCCUGGCCCUGGCUGACAUCCUGGCCAGCAUCAUCUUUGUCUGCAGCUUCGUUAACUUCCACGUGUUUAACGACACCGGUUUCUCCAAGGAAAUGUUCCUGCUGCAGCUGGGAGGGGUGAACACAUCCUUCUGUGCCUCCCUCAGCAGCCUGCURCUCACAGCCCUGGACCGCUACCUCUCCAUCAGCCGGCCCUCGGAAUACAAGCUCCUGAUGACCAGGAAAAGAGCCUGGACAGCACUGGCAGCACUCUGGCUCACCUGUGCCACCAUUGCUUACCUGCCCCUCCUGGGCUGGAAUUGCUGCGUGCUGGAUUCCACCUGCUCCGAGCUUUUCCCCUUUGUGGAUGACAAUUACCUGUCGGGCUGGAUCUGCUUCAUCGUGGUCCUGCUGGGCUGCAUCAUCUACGCCUACGCCCAUGUGCUCUGGAGGGCUCGGCAGCACGUGGCCUACAUGGAGAAGCAGCAGGCACAAGCAGGGAAGCAGAACAGCAGGAUGAGGAUGGACGUGAUGCUGGCCAAGACUCUGGUSAUGGUGCUGGCUGUCCUCAUGCUCUGCUGGUCCCCAGUCCUGGUGCUCAUGAUCUACAGCAUUUUCAGCAAGCUGAGCGCUCACCUGCGCAAGGUGUUCGCCUUCUGCAGCACCCUSUGCCUGCUCAACUCCAUGGUGAACCCCAUCAUUUACGCCCUGAGGAGCAAGGAGCUGUUCUCCUCCCUCAGGAGGGUGGUYUCUCGCUUCAGGAGGCAGCUGAAGGUCUCUGAGGAGAGCCCAGAAGCAGAGAGCACCCACAARUCCUCCGUGAUUGAGACUGUCUGCGAGGACACGCACACGAUUGGUUAUUCCCCGGUUCCCCGCGAUGGGUCGGGGUGCAGAUUCGAACCCGUGACCCUCAGGGUUUCGAACCCGGCUCCCUCAGGAGCGGCGGCGGUGACGUCACGCGGCGAUGGCGGCGUUCUGAGGGCCGCGAUGGCGGCGAUGGCGGCGCUCUGUGUGCUCUGUGUUCUGUGUGUGGCGGCCGCGCUGGGUCCGGCUCUGGCCGCGCACCGCUACCGCCCGGACUGGGCCAGCCUGGACGCGCGGCCGCUGCCGGCCUGGUUCGACCGGGCCAAGGUGGGGGUGUUCGUGCACUGGGGGGUGUUCUCCGUGCCGGCCUGGGGCUCCGAGUGGUUCUGGUGGGACUGGCAGGGCCUGCACGAUGCCGCCUACGAGAACUUCGUGCGCCGCCGCUUCCCGCCCGGCACCACCUACGCAGAUUUCGCUCCCCGCUUCACCGCCCACGAUUUCCAGCCCCGCCAGUGGGCACAGCUCUUCCAGCGGGCUGGGGCCAGGUACGUGGUCCUGACCACCAAGCACCAUGAGGGCUUCACCAACUGGGGGUCACCGGUGUCGUGGAACUGGAAUUCUGUGGAUACAGGACCCCACCGAGACCUGGUGGGAGAGCUGGGAGAAGCCCUCAGGGAGAGCAAUCUGCGUUAUGGGCUGUAUCACUCCCUGAUGGAGUGGUUUAACCCCCUCUACCUCGCCGACAAAGAAAAUCACUUCAAAACCCAGAGCUUUGUUUCAAAGAAGAUGAUGCCAGAACUUUAUGAUCUUGUCUUAAAAUACAAACCAGAUCUGAUUUGGUCAGAUGGAGACUGGGAAGCUCCAGAUUCCUACUGGAAUUCCACCUCUUUCCUUGCCUGGCUCUAUAACGACAGCCCUGUCAAGGACACUGUGGUUGUCAACGAUCGCUGGGGCCAGGGCUGCUCCUGCCAUCACGGGGGUUUCUACAACUGUGCUGACAAGUACAGGCCAGGAACUCUGCCAGGACACAAGUGGGAGAUGUGCUCCUCCCUGGACAAGCUCUCCUGGGGCUAUCGCAGCAACAUGAACCUGGCUGAGGUGAUGGAUGAAAUGAGUAUGAUUGAGGAGCUGGUGCAGACUGUGAGUUUGGGUGGCAACUACCUCCUGAAUGUGGGGCCUACAAAAGAAGGGGUGAUUGUCCCCAUMUUCCAAGAAAGACUCCUGGCCCUUGGGAGGUGGCUGGACACCAAUGGGGAGGCAAUUUAUGAAUCCCAGCCUUGGAGGGUGCAGAUGGAGAACACCACAGACACUGUCUGGUACACCUCCAAUGGACCAGUGGUCUAUGCCAUCUUCCUGCUCUGGCCUMGGGACAGUGUCCUGCAGCUCUCCUCACCCAUUCCAUCCCCACGCACACAGGUGACACUGUUGGGGCUUGCUGGGACUCUGGAAUGGCAAAUAGUCCCAGGGAAAGGGAUGCUCAUAACCCUGCCCUCCGUGCUCCCAUCUCCUCUCCCUCAGUCUGGCUGGACUGUGAAGCUUGAGGAUGUGAAGUGAUACCUGUGGGGGGGACACAGCAUCUCCCACUGCCUUUCUUUUUGAUUGAAUCCAAGAGGAUUUUUAUUUUUCAUGUUGAAUACAUUAUUUUUCACUCGA